Cantharellus anzutake is the source of this 3373-nucleotide messenger RNA. RefSeq lists its product as uncharacterized. The record is from RefSeq and is a predicted model, not a curated record. Bases 114 to 2948 code for a protein of 944 amino acids. The transcript is spliced from 14 exons. Gene Ontology annotation, molecular function: protein binding. Lineage: Eukaryota; Fungi; Basidiomycota; Agaricomycetes; Cantharellales; Hydnaceae.
GAGUCUCGGGGUCUCGGGGUGCGGCAUUAGCCGAAGCCUCCAUCUAAAUGACCCAUUUUGGAAAUUGAAACUCAGAGACUUGACACCGCGUUGUCUGCCAGAGAACACUUUUCAUGAGCUCAAGAUCAGCUGCAGAGGUCAAAGUGCGUGGAGAUGAAGCUUAUCGCAAAGGUUGCUUCUCUCAUGCACGGGACUUCUAUCUGGAGGCGAUUAAACUUCAGGAAACUGUUACCUUGAGGUCGAAUGUGUCCGCGGCCCAGUAUGAACUUGGAGAGUACCAGGAGUCCAUUAGGAACUCUCAGAGAGUCAUUUCCCUUGCCGAGAAGGGAAUCGAUCCUAAUGCUUCUCCUACUUUCCAAAUAAAGAACAAACUGAGGAUCGCUCGGUCGUUCAUUGCAUUGCGGAAACUAGAUGACGCGUUGGACAUGCUGAAUUCUUUGUCUGGCUAUGCGGGUAUAGAUGAGAAGACCAAAACAGUUUGUAUGGCCUUGUUGGGUGCCAUUAGUCACUUGACUGGUCUUAUUCCAGAUAACAGGGCAGGAGCGGAAGCCAGGCUUGCGUCGGUACCCCGUUAUCGUCCUGCGUUAUCACCAUCCAUGGAAUAUUACACGGUCGGCCAAGAUGCUCCUCAAAGCCUCUUGGGGUGUCCGCAGAUAACGAAUCCCUCUGAGGAAGAGAAACGCAGAGCUAAGAUCGACUACAAUCGUUUGCGUAUGCAUCCAUCCGAGCAAGCCUUGAAAGGCUUGUCUGAUUGGAAGUUUUCUGCUCUGAUGAUUGGCUCAGGGGAUGCUCGCAAUCUCUACGCGACGCUUCUCGAUAUGAGCCAACAACUUCCUGCGCCAAAACUCAAGAGCGAGCGCAAGUCGCAUGGGCCCAAGUUCCAUUUUACCUUGGUUGACAUACAUCCUACCUCCAUCGCCCGGAACCUCGUGGUUCUUCACACGUUGGAUGAGCUUGCAAGAUUCCCUGGGAAACACGUCCAGACGAAUAAAAGGGCACUGGAUCUCCUGGCCAUGCUGCACUUUGUUUGGUCUUGCGCGAUGCCCCCACGAAUCUACCGUACUCUGAUGGACAUCAUCGCUAAAAUUCAUGCAAACCCAAACCUCGAAUGGGUAGUUCUCGAGCCUUCCACCAUUAAAGGAAUUAGGCCUACCAUAAAUUAUUGGCUGAAGGAAGCAUCCAAAAAACACACCGUCGAAGAUAUUACUUCUGGAGUCCAUAUCCUUGAUAAAUCUGGGAACUUGGCCUACCUCCAAGCGCUGGGGUUGCCGGGGAAUGAUGUCAGCCAAUUGCAGAACCAAGCAGCUUCCGAGCGUGAUGCAAUGAUAUCGAUGAUAGCGCCUCAAAUGGAGGAGAAACUCAUCGCACAAGGGGAGAGGCCAUCUGAGGCCAAGAAGAUCGUUGAGGGAAUGAUGGACACCGGCGUUCUGGAGACUGUGUUUGAAAAUCUCGACAUCAUGGAGGGGUCGGUGAAUGAGAGAUCGCUCUAUAAUGAACUCCGAGUUCUUUGGCCGCCGACUCACCUUAUGUCAGAAGAACCUCCAAUCCUUCAGGAGGUCAUGAACAGGUCUCGAGCGGUGUACCAAAAGCCGCCAGCUGAGAAGGUAAAUUUGGCCCGUAAGGCUAUUCUGAGGACAUGGCUCCCGAAUAUAACAUUCACUUCUCCUGAAUGGCGCGGCUCUCUGAGCCAUGAUCCAUUCAGAAUUGCCAGCGAAUUCUUCAAUUCUCAAGUGCCAAAGAAUUUCAAGCCUGAUGACUAUACAGCCUCCCUAUAUGAUUAUUCCGUUGCCUUUUUCUCUCGCGCUGCCGAGGGGGUCAGAAAAUCAUUCCAAUAUCCAAGCAGUUUGAUGAUCGAGCUGAUCGCUAGCGAUGGACUUCGUGCAAUGGAGUGCAUUCGCCUUUCGUCGUUAGGACGUGAGCCUGAAUGGCCCAUUUUAUACGAUCGCAUUCAUCUAAGCAACGUCCCUGAUUAUACAGGAGGCGCACUAACAACAUUCACCGUAGCCAAUGCUCUCCUAAAACCUCAUCCUUGUGCAUGCAUCAUGUUCGCUUGCCUGCUUAAUACAGGAUUGUUCGAGAACGGGAUAGGAGGUCCAUUCGACAUCUCCAUGAGCUCUUAUAUAUACACGUAUACCGGGGUCUCGCUGGACGAAGUUGAAGGCGCUUUCGGUGUAAAAGCUGAAACCCCGUAUUCUUACAUGGCAAACUAUAUUGCUUUUUCUCGUAUCCCCACAGUGCCCCGGGAGAAACUCUUGAGUAGGCAAAGGAUAACACGAGUUAUGGAACCCUUGAAUAUUCAUGCUUUCUUGCUGUUCGUCAAAAGGCUAGCGGAUAUCGGAUACCCUGCACACUGGCUCGCCGACGUGAUAGAGAGGAUUCUCGAGGAUCGUGCCGUGACAGAUGCCGUGCCUGCAACCGAGAACCCAGUCCCAUUGAGAAAGCUUAGGGAGCAACACCCUGGUACAAAAAUUUUUCUGGGUCCGUACCUGGACGAAAUCAGGACAGCGACCACACUAUGGGCGCUCCUCCUACCAUUCACGGUCUGUUCACCGUGCAUGCUGUCCAUCUGCGAUAUUGGGGCAUUUCAGAUUACGUUCUCUUCCGUCUACCCGGACAUGAUUAUCCUUGGAUCAGAGCGCGUCAAUGCUCUUGCUCUUCGGCUCGCAAAAUCCUCAGCGUCGGUGCCAGCAUUAUCGUUCUUUCGACCACAGCCGGAUGUUAUCAUGAUUUCCACGUUGGAAUGGCAUCGUCAAUCCAAGACAGCGACAUUUUGGAUGUCGAAGAAUGCUUUAGCCGCGCGUCGCUCAGCAGGUUUCCAGAUCGAAUUGUGGUCCUUGCUUAUGACUCGCGGUGUUACUCAGCCCGAACCGCUUACGGAUGUGGUGUUUUUGGAGGGCUAUCUAUGCUUUCCUAGCAUCAUCAUCCGUUACCCCGCCUCAGCUUAUUAGUCACAAGCAGGUCAUAAUACCCCUAUCUCGGUCCAAGCUAGAGUAAGAGAAAAUUGAAGAGGUCGAUUUCCCUCUGGCGGGCAAGCUCACCAAACGCCACUCCGCAACGCGCAUCUUUGUACCGUGGCACCCGGGAACCCUGUAUGAGUGAAAUUGUCCCCUACCGUGGGAAAGGGACUCCAGGAUACAUGUCCACUCAGUUUUAUCCCCAACUGGGUAUAUCAAGAGCAGUGGAAUCCUAUGCGUUCGUUCCUUCUUCAGAUACCAUCGAAGCGUGGGGGGGCCGUAAAGGAUAGAACUUUCAUAUGAACGGAUGGCUUCCGACGGUGUAAAAACGGCGCCUCUUUCGAUGAUUCAUAUACAAGUGCAUCCUGCUAGAUUUCCGGAGACCACGUGCAGAGAUGCGUGCGAACCAAACGAGACAG